AGCGGGGUCGUUACUAAUAAAGUAAUUAUAUAGCGUUAGGCAUUCCAUCUCGUAUCAUAGAAUUGGUUUAACUCAGUAUAUAUCUAAGUUUCCGAUGACGAUUUCGUAACUAAGAAAGGAACAUGGUAGACGACACCGAUACCGAGUCGGAGCCGCAGCUCCGCUCGGUCGAUUACGUAACCAGUGAUAUCGCAGGUAUUAACAACGACCUCGCGUUCUCUGACGAGACCGGUUGGAACGAGGAUCCGUCGAAAGACGAUCUUUCGAAAUUAGAUGUGGAACAGAAGGAGCUGCACUGGAAACGAGUGUUCCUCAAAAAAGGAACUGCAACUCGCGCGCAGCACGCUACAAAUAAAGGAACAACUGGAGAAAGCCAAGGAUCAAGCCAAGAAGGAGCACAACGCAAAGAAGGAAGCUAUUGAACAACUCAAGGCGGAGGCAAGGCGAGCUGAUGACCUCAAGUCAGCUAUGGAUGAGGAGCGAUCUCACAUCGGUCGCAUAGAGGACAAAGUAGCACGGCUUGAGGCCAACAAGGUCAAGCUCGAGGAACAAGCGAGCUACAUCGUCUGUGGAGUUUGUAGUACUAGCGACAACAAGUCUAAGUUCAUAGUAGACGGCGGACUUCUCUGCCUGGGCUGCGACAUUAGAGCGGUCUGCCCCGGGUGUAAGAAGGAUUCCGAUUGCAGAGAGCUGUGCAAGAUAGUACUCCCGCGGGUCUUCGAUAAUCCAUCUUCUUCUAUCUGCGCCUUUUGCAGGCAGACUGAAUCAAUUAGAAGCAUCCCACACCGAGGUGGCCGAGUAUUUGCGUUCCCAGCAGGGCAUGUUGUCGGAGAAACAGGCUAA
Messenger RNA from Amoebophrya sp. A25, 843 nucleotides. Lineage: Eukaryota; Dinophyceae; Syndiniales; Amoebophryaceae. The record is from the annotation of a GenBank genome assembly.